This is a messenger RNA of Hydra vulgaris (swiftwater hydra), 1802 nucleotides long. Its product is annotated as rho guanine nucleotide exchange factor 3. The record is from RefSeq and is a predicted model, not a curated record. NCBI's taxonomy places the organism in Eukaryota, Metazoa, Cnidaria, Hydrozoa, Anthoathecata, Hydridae. Gene Ontology annotation, biological process: positive regulation of Rho protein signal transduction. Gene Ontology annotation, molecular function: guanyl-nucleotide exchange factor activity.
UUUUUUUGUUCAGGUUUUAGCUUAUUAACAAAAAAUAAAUUUAUUCAUGAGUGCAAAGCCAUUUAGAUUUCUUAGAAGAUCUCCUAGAAUAAAGAAAAAUGAAGAAAACAAAGUGAGCACAAGUAUACAAGAUAUGAACUUAUGUGGGGCAGAAACUUUUGGUGAAACAGUGCACAAACCAAAAAUAAAAUCACGUAGAAGUCAAAAUGAAAUGAAUGUUUCGGAGCGGUCACUCAAGAGAAUGCGUAGUAGUAACUUAUCAUUGGCAAGUUUUGAGGGUGUUAUGCCCACUCCAAUGAAACGUUUGAAGCCUUCCACCAGCAGUACAACUAGUAGAAAUUUACAGGAAGACAAGGAAAAUCAGAAGGCUCCAAGGAAAAAGUUCAGUACCAGAGUUGCUGCUCUUGCUAAGGGAUUUUCACCAGGUUCUUUGAAAAAAAAUGGGUCUCCAGUUCAGAGAUCAUCAAGUCUCAAUUUGCCAAACUCUGCUACUCAGAACUCUGCUACUCAGAAUAUACCAACUCAUUUUACCUUUAAAAAAUACAAGCAAUGCACAACUCCAACAAGGCGUAGAAGUUCUAAGUUGUGGGUAGAAUCUUUAGAGAGAGAUGUUCGUGAUUGGACUCCUCAGCAAAUAAGGAGACAAGAGGCAAUUUAUGAACUUUGUUGUGGUGAAAUUGAUUUAGUUGAAGAUUUAAAGUUGCUUCAGGAGGCGUAUUUCAAUCCUGUGUCAAAACUAAAACUAUUGGAAAAUAAUGAUUUAAUGAGUAUAUUUGGUAGUAUACAAGCUUUGAUUCCACUUCAUGAAGACCUUUUACGUCGUAUCAAUGAGGUAAAGAAUGAAGAUGGUAGUAUAUAUGGUAUUGGUGUUGUACUAAUGGAAUGGAUACCCACACUUCAACCUUAUAUUUCUUAUUGUGCAAAUCAGUUACAAACCAAAGAAACUUUGCUUGAUAAAAUUAGAGAAAAUAAACAAUUUGCAGAUUUUUUACAACGAUGUCAAGAGUCUCCAUUUAGUCGUAAGUUGGAUUUAUGGUCAUUUUUAGACUCUCCCAGGAGUAAAUUAGUUAAAUAUCCAUUGUUAUUUUCUAAUAUUCAUAGAUAUACACCAAAAGAUGAUCCAGAUAGAGCAAUACUUUAUAGAUCAAUAAAACAAAUAGAAGGUAUUAUUAAAGAAGCUGAUAAAAUAACUGGUGUUUCAAAGUGUAUUUUCUAUAAAGAACGUCUCACUUUUUUUGAUAAUAACGAAUGCAAGUCACAACUUGAUGAAGCUCAGACUCUAGUUUGUCAUGGUUGUUUGAAAACAAAGAGUGGCACUAAAGUUGAAGCUUUCUUGUUCGAUACCGUUUUUUUGUGCAGUCGACUCAUAACUAGAAAUGGAGUUAAAAAUUAUCAUGUCUUUUUGCAGCCUAUUCCUGUUGUUGAUUUGGAAGUCACAGAUUUAAAUGAUGGUGAGCAUCGUUUAGGUGGAUCUUUUCGAACAACUCUUACAAAAAAUUCAACUGCCAAGCAUGCUAUUCGUGUUUCUAUGAAAGACUUAAGAAAAAGCAAAUCCGUCAUUUUACAAGCUAACGACCAACAUGAUAAAAAACAAUGGCUUAAUUCCUUUCAAUCUCUCCUUAAAGAAAAAAAUAACGUUGAAGUAAAAUCCAGUUACAGUGAUCUUGUUGAUCGUAUAAAUAUUUCGUGUUCAUCUGAUUUGUGAAAUAUAUAACCAGGUGUUUAUAGUAAAUGCGCCAUAUUAGCCAUACAACAUUUUUAAUAAACUUGUGUAUAAACUAUUUUUUUAAACUUGGCUGAGA